AUGGACCACAAACGAGAACGAGACCGCCUUGUCGCGGCGCUGCGGCUUAAACUAACUCAGCUUGAUGCCCGUGUCGUGGCCUACCGCCGCGAACGUGCCGACGAAUUCCGCCGCUACGCCGUCGACCUGCUAACGCCUGUUGCUGACGAGGCUGUUGUCGCGGCCGUCGCUGAAGCCAUUGAAGGCAGCCCCGGUGGCGACCUCAAAAGCGCGACCGAUGGCAAGGUGGCACAGUCCUACCCGGCGCUCUAUGCUGGAUUUCUUGACAAUGCCGGCGACGAUGCCGGCGACCACAACCGCUCCAUUCUGGCGCCUCCACCCCACGCCCGCUCUCUGCCGCGCCGCUCCGCCUCACCACCCCCCGUCCUCUACCACACAUCCGGCGUGCCCAAGGAGGGCCCGAGACGACCACCGACAGGCCCCGCCGAGGCUUCGCCUUCGCUGCGUGCGCAUGACGACGACUUCCGAGGCGUCUUCACGCCACCCUUCCUUCCCUUGUUGGAUAGCUGGUCCUACGACCGUCGGUCUAGCGAUGCGAACACGCAACGUGAUCAGACCGAGACUGCCCACGGCAGUGCUGCUGUGGCCGAUGAUUCCGCGACUCCCGAGGCUGCGACUGCCAAGGUGGAAGCAGACGACGGGGCUACUGAGGCGACAGCAGCCGGCACCGUUGCGGCGGGCGCUGCUGCUGCUGCAACACCACCCCAGCCGUCUACGCCAGCCUCGGAGCCGAAAUUAAGGAGUGCGCUGCGCAGAACCUCGAGCUAUUCGUCGUCGCGCUCUUCCACGCGCUCAAACACACCCACUUUUAAUACGCCCGCAAACGCCGACAGCCCGUCGGACACCCGCCACGUGCGAUUUUCGUUCAACGGCGAAGAGGUGCUCCCGACGUCGUCGCCACCAAGGGACCACGAGCAGGAUCUGUCGUGGUUGAUGCACGACGACCGGAGUGGCCAUGACGCGGGGCAUUCCAUGAAUGUAUAUGACUACAGUCGCCAUUACCAAAAUGCAGCGGCCGGUUCAAGCGCGUUUUCAAGUGGACUGGGCUCUGCGCACGGGAGUUUGGGGUUGGGCGCGACAGCCCUGUCAACGCCCCUGUCUCAUUCGUCGCUGCCUGGAAACGAGGCUGAGACAGGAGCCGCUGGACCACCAUUUGAAUCGACAUCCUCUUCAGCGGUCCAGAUCCUUGACGACGACGAAGAAGAGUUUGUGCCGCUGUCGCGCAAGGUGUCUUCCUCUGACCGCCUGCGCGCUCUCUCCAAAAUGUCCCUCGAAGACCCGGCCAACUGGACCGUCGUUGAUCCACAGGCGGAUGCCGCUGCGGCUGAGGCUGCCGCGGCUGCGGCUGCAGCCGGCAGCAACUCGGCGGGCAGCAGUGCGCGCGCAUCCGACGCCGAAUUCUCUGCGGCCACCGAAGCCAACCGUAAUCUAGCGUACCAACCGGCGGGAGUACAGCGCGAACAAGCGUCGUCACCGCCGACAGUGGAACAACGCGAGUACGCCCCGAGCCCCAGCUAUGGAAAUAGCGCUGGUGCCGACAACAGCUACAACAGUUACAAUAGCUACAACAGCGAGUCCAGCAGCGACGGUGACGAUGGAUUUAUUGCUAUGCGCGCGUCGCGCGGAAAGACGACGCGGCCGCUCGCUCCAGCCGCGUCGACAGCACCAGCAUCGACUACGACUGCCAAUGGCAGGACACCGGAGAGCAGUAGCGACAACAGUACUCGUCCGAAGCAUAGCACAUCGCGGAACGAGGCCAUUCAAGUCACGUACGCUGCUCCCAACGGUGCUAGUCGUAAAAACGCGGUUGCUGCAGAAGACGACGACUUUUUUGGCUUCGAACCGGACGACGUGAACGGCGAAGACGACGACGGUACUGUGGGCUAUCCACUGGCUCGCGUGACAGACGUCAACACCCACUUUGGCGAGGAGGAGGAAGACGAGGAUGCGGAAGACGAGGAGGCCAACGAUGAUGGCACCGUGGAGCACCAAGGUGACGAUGCGCCCGUUGUUAACGACAAGGAUCUCGUCCAAGCAGAAAAAACUGCGCUGGGCAUCGGCACCGACGGCCUCGACUCCAACCAUCUCGCCUUCAACCGGUCCAAGCCGAUUGCCAACCGCGACGGUGGGGAUGGAGAGUCAGCACUCGCGUCGUCCCUGUCGGCAGCCCGGCGGAAUGGCCAGCUGGACGGCGAAUCGGGACCAGAGCCGCCGUCAUCCCCAGGUCCUGCGUCCAUCUCCGUUGGAUCGUAUCGUGGCAAGCCCAUCGACCUUUUCAAUGUUGUCAAGGAUCCCCGCGUCCUGCAGCAGGCUGCCCAAAUGGGUGCCCUCAACUCCAUUUACGGCAGUAUCCACGACCACGAGCCUCAUGCACCCGCUAACAUGGCCGAGUUCUCGAGCCUGAGCGGCCGCGAGCAGCUCAACCUCUUGUCCGGCACGCCGCGCAGCCUGACGGAGCGCAUGAUUAUGGAUGACACGCGUGCCAUUUUCUCGCCGCCCAAGCGUUGA
Sporothrix brasiliensis 5110 is the source of this 2508-nucleotide messenger RNA. RefSeq lists its product as uncharacterized. The coding region runs from base 1 to 2508 and encodes 835 amino acids. The record is from RefSeq and is a predicted model, not a curated record. The transcript has 2 exons. Lineage: Eukaryota; Fungi; Ascomycota; Sordariomycetes; Ophiostomatales; Ophiostomataceae.